Conger conger (European conger) is the source of this 1610-nucleotide messenger RNA. RefSeq names its product MRN complex interacting protein (gene mrnip). Gene Ontology annotation, molecular function: chromatin binding. Lineage: Eukaryota; Metazoa; Chordata; Actinopteri; Anguilliformes; Congridae. Gene Ontology annotation, biological process: mitotic G2 DNA damage checkpoint signaling. The transcript has 7 exons. The record is from RefSeq and is a predicted model, not a curated record. Gene Ontology annotation, cellular component: nucleus. Bases 178 to 1371 code for a protein of 397 amino acids.
GCGAUCGUAAGGGAUUCAAACCAAGUGAACGUGGUGACGUUACAGGAUGACGAUUUUCGAAGCAAAUUGCCGGGAGAAACUUGAACGCAGCCCGACCUGGAUAGCUGAAUUGUACUUUAGGCGUUCAAUUUAAGCUAUUACAAGUUCACAGGUAAAGUGUGUUGUCCUGAGAAGAACAUGGUGCAAGAGUUUCAUGUUCUCAGGUGCUUUUCGUGCCAGACCUUUCAAGUUCACCAGGUUAAAAAGAGCAAAAAAUGGAAUUGCAAGGUGUGUGGAGAAAAGCAAUCACUCGUAAAGGUGUUCGGACGGGGUUCUGGUGCGGACUGCAGACGUCACGUCCAGAAGCUGAACUCCCUUCGCGGGGAGCUCCAGGAGGCGGAACAUGCGAGGGAUCCGGAGGGUGAGGAGGAAGAACUCCAGGAUGAAGGUGAUGAGGCUCUAACCUGUGAAAAUGAGCUGGUCCAGACCGGACCUGUACCACCCAGGCUGGAACUAGGCGCUGCUGGUGCUGUGAGUCGCUGGAGCAAAUUCCUCAGCCUAUCAGGAGAGGAGGCGGGCCCAGAGGAGGGGGAGGAGCCUGAGGAGAAUGUUUACACGGAGCGGAGGGCCUAUGGCAGCAGCCGACGCGGCCACGCCAGGAACUCUGGGAAGCGCAAGCGGAGCUGGCGAUUCUCGACCCCGCCCGGGGAGUCUGCUUGUCCCGAGAACAGCUGGGCCGACCAAAGUGCAGUUAAGGACCCCUGGAGCCCAGCCAAUCGGAGAACGCAGUGUGAGGGGCAGCGCGACGCACACUCCGGCUCCUGGGCAGCAUCGACAAUUUCCCAUGAUGCCUCGGUCACCGGCAGACCCCCUCCUGCAGCUGAAGCCGCUCCCCCACCUGGGGCCUGCAGAGUUGAGCCUGAGGUCAGGAGCUCCAAGUGGGGCAGGUUUCUGUCUGUGCGACGGGACUAUGAUGAUGAUGAUGAUGAGGAAGAGGCGCCACAGAGAGUCUCUUGGGCAGGUACCUCCAAGGGUAGGACAGGAAGUGAAGAACCGCCGGGUUUACCUUCUGUCCCCAGCCCAGUCUGCACGGGUCGCUUUGAGGAACACCGCCAUUUUGAAGAAGUCCAGGAGGAAGUCCGCUUAACCGACAGUGUGUUUGUGGGAUAUACAGAGAACAGUCCGGAAAGCGAGAUUGUCACCCUCAAGUUUUCUCCCGGUUACCAAUGCAUUCAGAAGGUAGCCAAUAACAGAGAUGGUCUCAGUCACCUUAACUCAGGACUCUCUGCUAAGCCAGCUCCUGUUCGUCCCCAGAACCUGUCAAUCAGCAAGCCACACCCCUCUCUCCACUCCCUUUUCCAGACUGACGAGGACUUUGACGAGACCUUAUAGACCUUUCUGUAUAUUUCUCCCUCCCCUCCCCUGGUCCCAAGAACGUCUGGAUUCCACUCUAUCCUCUCUGUGUAUGUGAUCUUUAAAUAAUGAUCUGUUUGUGUUCGAAAGAAGCGGAGCCAAGGUAGAUAAGCUGGGUCUCCGAAGCGCAGAGUACGUUCUGGUCACCUCGCAUAAACUUCCUGGAUCACGUGCAGAGCUUUGUGUAUCUUGGCAUGAGGAUUUAUAGGGACAUUGGG